UAGUUGCUUCCAAGAUCCGGUACUUACAGGAAUAUCAUAACCGGGUUCUCCACAACAUUUACCCUGUACCUUCAGGAACAGAUAUUGCAAACACCCUGAAAUACUUUUCUCAGACCUUGUUAAGCGUCCUGCGAGAUGCUCCCUCUGAACGUGGCCUGCAAAGUCGUGAUGCUCACUUGUCAGACUACCCUUCUUUGGACUAUCAAGGCCUCUACGUGACUUUGGUGACUCUCCUGGAUCUAGUUCCUUUACUACAGCAUGGCCAACACGAUCUUGGACAGUCGAUAUUUUAUACAACCACAUGUUUGCUACCCUUUCUCAAUGAUGAUAUUCUGAGUACUUUGCCCUACACGAUGAUAUCAACGUUAGCUACCUUCCCUCCAUUUCUGCACAAGGAUAUUAUUGAAUAUCUUAGCACAUCUUUUCUACCAAUGGCUAUAUUGGGUUCCUCAAGGAGAGAAGGAGUUCCUGCCCAUGUUAAUCUCUCUGCAUCAUCCAUGCUCAUGAUUGCAAUGCAGUACACGUCCAACCCAGUGUAUCAUUGUCAAUUACUGGAAUGCCUCAUGAAAUAUAAACAAGAAGUCUGGAAAGAUCUUUUGUAUGUGAUUGCCUAUGGGCCUUCACAAGUAAAACCACCAGCUGUGCAAAUGCUGUUCCAUUACUGGCCCAAUUUAAAACCUCCUGGGGCAAUAAGUGAAUACAGGGGCUUGCAGUACACAGCUUGGAAUCCUAUCCACUGCCAGCACAUCGAAUGCCACAACGCAAUUAACAAACCAGCAGUGAAGAUGUGCAUAGACCCUUCCCUGUCAGUAGCGUUGGGUGAUAAGCCGCCCCCAUUGUAUCUGUGUGAAGAAUGCAGCCAGAGGAUCGCAGGGGACCACAGCGAGUGGCUGAUCGAUGUUCUUCUGCCACAAGCUGAAAUAUCUGCUAUAUGUCAGAAGAAGAACUGCAGUUCCCAUGUUAGAAGAGCAGUUGUCACCUGCUUUUCAGCAGGGUGCUGUGAUCCUCACGGAAAUAGGCCUGUUCGGUACUGCAAAAGGUGCCACUCGAAUCAUCACAGUAACGAAGUGGGGGCUGCCUCGGAGACCCACCUCUAUCAGACCUCCCCUCCGCCCAUCAACACUCGAGAGUGCGGCGCCGAGGAGCUUGUCUGCGCCGUGGAGGCCGUGAUUAGCUUGUUGAAAGAAGCCGAGUUCCACGCGGAGCAGCGGGAGCAUGAGCUGAGCCGCAGGCGGCAGCUGGGCCUGUCUUCUUCCCACCACUCCCUGGAGAACGCCGACUUCGAUAACCAGGACGACGACAAGCACGACCAGCGGCUGCUCAGCCAGUUUGGAAUAUGGUUCUUAGUGAGCCUCUGCACACCCAGCGAGAACACACCUACGGAAAGCUUGGCCAGGCUGGUGGCCAUGGUGUUCCAGUGGUUUCACUCCACAGCAUAUAUGAUGGAUGAUGAAGUUGGAAGUUUGGUAGAAAAACUGAAGCCUCAGUUUGUUACCAAGUGGUUGAAGACAGUAUGCGAUGUUCGCUUUGAUGUCAUGGUCAUGUGCCUUCUUCCCAAACCAAUGGAAUUUGCCAGGGUCGGUGGAUACUGGGAUAAGUCUUGCAGCACAGUGACUCAGUUGAAGGAAGGCCUCAACCGAAUCCUCUGCCUGAUCCCCUACAAUGUGAUCAACCAGUCUGUGUGGGAGUGUAUUAUGCCAGAAUGGCUGGAAGCCAUCAGAACGGAAGUCCCAGAUAACCAGUUAAAAGAAUUCAGGGAAGUAUUAAGCAAAAUGUUUGACAUUGAGCUCUGUCCUCUACCUUUUUCAAUGGAAGAGAUGUUUGGCUUUAUCAGCUGUCGGUUCACAGGAUACCCUUCUUCUGUGCAGGAACAAGCUCUUCUGUGGCUUCAUGUAUUAUCGGAGUUAGACAUCAUGGUUCCACUUCAGCUAUUAAUAAGUAUGUUUUCUGAUGGAGUUAAUUCUGUCAAAGAACUGGCAAAUCAAAGAAAAUCAAGAGUCAGUGAAUUGACAGGGAACCUUGCAGCUCGAAGGGUGAGUGUCGCCUCUGAUCCUGGUCGACGAGUUCAGCACAAUAUGCUGAGUCCAUUUCAUAGUCCUUUUCAGAGUCCAUUUCGGAGUCCUAUGCGUAGCCCUUUUCGUAGCCCUUUCAAGAAUUUUGGACACCCAGGAGGAAGGACUAUUGACUUUGAUUGUGAAGAUGAUGAAAUGAAUCUAAAUUGUUUCAUCCUCAUGUUUGAUCUUCUCCUGAAGCAGAUGGAGUUACAAGAUGAUGGGAUCACGAUGGGUUUAGAGCACAGCAUAUCGAAGGACAUUAUUUCCAUUAUAAACAAUGUCUUCCAAGCCCCCUGGGGGGGCUCCCACUCCUGCCAGAAGGACGAAAAAGCAAUUGAGUGUAAUUUAUGCCAGUCCAGUAUUCUGUGCUAUCAGCUCGCUUGUGAACUCCUGGAGAGACUGGCUCCUAAGGAAGAAAGCCGGCUGGUGGAGCCCACAGACAGCCUUGAGGAUAGCCUCCUUUCUUCCAGACCAGAGUUUAUUAUAGGCCCUGAAGGUGAAGAGGAGGAGAAUCCGGCCUCUAAGCAUGGGGAGAACCCCGGCAAUCACACCGAGCCCAUGGAACAUGCUGCAGUAAAGAAUGAUACUGAAAGAAAGUUUUGCUACCAACAGCUUCCAGUAACUUUGAGACUAAUAUACACCAUUUUCCAGGAAAUGGCUAAGUUUGAAGAGCCAGACAUUCUUUUUAAUAUGCUCAAUUGCUUGAAGAUUCUCUGUCUACAUGGAGAGUGUUUAUACAUUGCUAGAAAAGAUCACCCUCAAUUUUUAGCCUACAUUCAGGAUCAUAUGUUGAUUGCAAGCCUGUGGAGAGUUGUCAAGUCUGAGUUCUCCCAGUUAUCUUCAUUGGCAGUUCCUCUCCUUCUCCACGCUUUGUCACUUCCUCAUGGUGCUGACAUCUUCUGGACAAUCAUAAAUGGCAAUUUUAACAGCAAAGACUGGAAGAUGAGGUUUGAAGCAGUGGAAAAAGUGGCUGUAAUUUGUAGAUUUCUGGAUAUUCACUCAGUGACCAAAAACCACCUGCUAAAGUACUCGCUUGCACAUGCCUUCUGCUGCUUUCUGACGGCUGUGGAGGACGUCAACCCCGCAGUGGCCACCAGGGCUGGCCUCCUGCUUGACACCAUAAAGAGGCCGGCGCUGCAGGGUCUGUGUCUUUGUCUUGACUUCCAGUUUGAUACUGUGGUUAAAGAUCGGCCCACAAUAUUGAGCAAGCUUUUACUUUUGCAUUUUCUUAAGCAAGAUAUUCCUGCUUUGAGCUGGGAGUUCUUCGUCAACAGAUUCGAGACACUUUCUUUGGAAGCUCAGCUGCAUUUGGAUUGUAACAAAGAAUUUCCCUUUCCUACAACUAUCACCGCUGUAAGGACCAAUGUCGCCAACCUCAGUGAUGCCGCACUGUGGAAGAUCAAGAGGGCUCGCUUUGCGAGGAACCGCCAGAAGAGCGUGCGGUCCCUGAGGGACAGCGUGAAGGGGCCCUCGGAGUCCAAGAGGGCGCUCUCCCUCCCUGAGACCCUAACCUCCAAAAUUCGACAACAAUCCCCUGAGAAUGACAACACCAUCAAGGACCUGCUCCCAGAAGAUGCUGGGAUCGAUCACCAGACAGUUCACCAGCUGAUCACAGUGCUCAUGAAGUUCAUGGCCAAGGACGAGAGCAGCGCCGAGUCGGACAUCAGCAGCGCGAAGGCCUUCAACACAGUCAAGCGGCACCUGUAUGUCUUACUCGGCUAUGACCAACAGGAAGGUUGCUUCAUGAUUGCGCCUCAAAAAAUGCGCCUGUCAACUUGCUUUAAUGCGUUUAUUGCAGGAAUUGCCCAAGUUAUGGACUAUAACAUUAACCUGGGAAAACACCUUCUCCCCCUGGUGGUUCAGGUGCUCAAAUACUGCUCUUGCCCUCAGCUUCGGCACUAUUUCCAGCAGCCGCCCCGCUGCUCCCUGUGGUCCCUCAAGCCGCACAUCCGGCAGAUGUGGCUGAAGGCCUUGCUUGUCAUUCUUUACAAGUAUCCAUAUCGAGACUGUGACAUCAGCAAGGUCCUGCUGCAUCUGAUUCACAUAACAGUCAAUACACUCAAUGCACAGUAUCAUAGCUGCAAGCCCCAUGCCACGGCAGGACCUUUGUACAGUGACAACAGUAACAUAAGCAGAUACAGCGAGAAGGAAAAAGGUGAAAUAGAGCUGGCUGAAUAUAGAGAAACGGGCGCGUUACAAGACAGCAUUCUCCACUGUGUGAGAGAAGAGAGCAUUCAGAAAAAAAAGCUGCGCUCUUUAAAACAAAAAUCUCUUGAUAUAGGGAACGCAGACUCCCUGUUGUUUACAUUAGACGAGCACCGCAGGAAGUCCUGCAUAGACCGCUGUGACCUAGAAAAGCCUCCCGCGCAGAGACUGCAGGACCACGGACGUCCCAGACAGAACUCUGGCGCCCGGGCUCCCGGGAACCCCGACGGCCCGCAGGAGGCGCGGCGGCCCGUCAUUCCCGAGGUGCGGCUGAACUGCAUGGAGACGCUGGAGGUCAAGGCCGCGUCCCCCACGCAGCCUGCCCCUAGAGAGGACUUAGAUCUGAUCGAUUUGUCCUCAGACUCGGCAUCCGGGCCCGAGAAACAGUCCAUGCUCUCAACAUCUGACAGCGACUCCCUGGUCUUCGAGCCUCUCCCCCCUCUCCGGAUAGUGGAGAGUGACGAAGAGGACACCAUGGACCAGGGAAGUGAUGGUGCCCCCGGGAAACACGCGGCCUCCUCAACCUCCCUCCCCAGCCGCCCCUCCGCCCUCAGCCUGAGCACAACUCCCCUCGUGCAAGUAAGCGUGGAGGACUGUUCCAAAGACCCUUCUUCCAAGGACUCAGGAAAUCAUCGGUCAGCAGGUGACAAGGACUCCAGCCUCAUAGCCCUGGACGACCCCACGGACUCUGAGGAACUGUCAAAGCCCGGGGAGCUGCUCGAGUUCUCCAGCGGCAGCCCGCUCACGCUUAAGCAAAAACGAGACCUCCUUCAGAAGUCCUUUGCUCUCCCCGAGAUGUCACUGGACGAUAACCUCGAGCCCGGCGUCGACGAAGAGACGCCAGGUGGGCUGAUGCCAGCUUCAGGGGUCAAAACUGUCCUCCUCAAAGUCCCUGAAGAUGGGGAGAGUCCUAUGGAAAGCGAGAAGCCCGACACCAGUGCUGACUCGGAUACAGAACAGAAUCCCGAGAGGAAGGUCGAAGAGGAGGGAGCCGAGGAAUCUGAAUUUAAGAUCCAGAUUGUGCCCAGGCAGAGGAAGCAGAGGAAGAUCGCCGUCAGUGCCAUCCAGAGGGAGUACCUCGACAUCUCCUUCAACGUGCUUGACAAACUGGGAGAGCAGAAAGAUCCAGAUCCCUCUACUAAAGGACUUUCUACUUUGGAAAUGCCACGAGAAUCCUCGUCUGCCCCUACGUUAGAAGCAGGUGUGCCAGAAACAAGCAGCCAUUCCUCGAUAUCAACUCAGUAUAGGCAGAUGAAAAGGGGAUCCCUGGGAGCUCUGACAGUGAGCCAGUUAAUGAAGCAACAGCUGGAACAUCAGUCUAGCGCCCCCCAUAACAUCAGCAACUGGGACACUGAACAGAUACAGCCCGGGAAACGCCAGUGUAAUGUGCCAAUGUGCCUAAACCCUGAGCUGGAGGGACAGCCAUUGAGAAUGAGAGGGGCCACUAAAUCCAGCCUGCUGUCAGCACCCAGUAUUGUCAGUAUGUUUGUGCCAGCACCCGAGGAAUUCACAGAUGAGCAGCCCACGGUGAUGACUGACAAAUGCCACGACUGCGGGGCCAUCCUGGAGGAAUACGACGAGGAAACGCUGGGGCUGGCCAUCGUGGUCCUCUCCACGUUCAUUCACUUGAGCCCGGACCUGGCGGCCCCGCUGCUGCUGGACAUCAUGCAGUCUGUGGGAAGAUUGGCGUCCAGCACCACUUUUUCUAAUCAAGCAGAAAGCAUGAUGGUUCCUGGCAACGCAGCAGGGGUGGCCAAGCAGUUUCUGCGCUGCAUCUUCCACCAGCUGGCCCCCAACGGCAUCUUCCCGCAGCUGUUCCAGAGCACCAUCAAAGAUGGGACUUUUUUACGGACCUUAGCCACAUCUCUGAUGGACUUCAAUGAGCUGAGCUCUAUUGCUGCUCUCAGUCAGCUCUUGGAGGGUCUAAAUAACAAAAAGAAUUUACCAGCAGGGGGUGCUAUGAUACACUGUUUGGAAAACAUUGCUACCUUCAUGGAAGCUUUGCCCAUGGAUUCUCCUAGUAGCCUCUGGACCACAAUCAGUAAUCAGUUUCAGACAUUUUUUGCCAAGCUGCCUUGUGUUUUGCCUCUGAAGUGUUCUUUAGAUUCCAGUUUGAGAAUUAUGAUUUGCCUCUUGAAGAUACCCUCUACCAAUGCCACAAGGAGUUUGUUGGAACCAUUUUCGAAAUUGCUCAGCUUUGUAAUUCAGAAUGCUGUCUUCACUCUGGCCUACCUGGUGGAGGUGUGUGGCUUAUGUUACCGAGCUUUCACUAAGGAGCGGGAUAAAUUGUACUUGUCUCGCAGUGUUGUCCUAGAACUCCUGCAGGCCCUGAAGCUGAAAUCUCCUUUACCAGAUACAAACCUGCUCCUGCUUGUCCAGUUUAUUUGUGCAGAUGCUGGAACCAAACUAGCUGAGUCGACAAUCCUGAGCAAGCAGAUGAUCGCCUCUGUACCUGGAUGCGGGACCGCGGCCAUGGAGUGCGUGCGGCAGUCCAUCAGCGAGGUGCUGGAUUUCAUGGCAGACAUGCACACGCUAACCAAGCUCAAGAACCACAUGAAGACAUGUUCCCAGCCUCUGCAUGAAGAUACCUUUGGUGGACAUCUCAAAGUCGGGCUGGCUCAGAUCGCAGCCAUGGAAAUCUCCCGGGGCAACCACAGAGAUAACAAAGCUGUGAUUCGCUACCUGCCUUGGCUCUAUCACCCCCCUUCUGCGAUGCAACAGGGACCUAAAGAAUUCAUCGAGUGUGUCUCCCACAUCCGUCUGUUGUCCUGGCUCCUCCUGGGGUCCCUCACUCACAACGCAGUGUGUCCAAAUGCCCCCUCCCCCUGCCUGCCCAUACCGCUGGAUGCGGGGUCUCAUAUUGCAGACCAUCUUAUUGUUAUUCUCAUUGGAUUUCCAGAGCAAUCAAAGACCUCCGUGCUGCACAUGUGUUCCCUCUUCCACGCGUUUAUCUUUGCUCAGCUCUGGACCGUAUAUUGUGAACAAAGUGCCGUAGCUACAAAUGUCCAAAAUCAGAAUGAAUUCAGCUUCACAGCCAUCCUGACAGCACUAGAGUUUUGGAGUAGGGUGACACCCAGCAUCCUUCAGCUGAUGGCUCACAACAAAGUGAUGGUAGAAAUGGUGUGUCUCCAUGUGAUUAGUUUAAUGGAGGCAUUGCAAGAAUGCAAUUCAACAAUUUUUGUCAAGCUGAUACCUAUGUGGUUGCCAAUGAUUCAGUCAAAUAUCAAGCACUUAUCCGGGGGCCUCCAGCUUCGCCUCCAGGCCAUUCAGAACAACGUCAACCACCACAGCCUGCGCACGCUGCCCGGCUCCGGCUCGGCGCAGAGCAGCGGCCUGGCGGCCCUCCGCAAGUGGCUGCAGUGCACCCGCUUCAAAAUGGCCCAGGUGGAGAUCCAGUCCUCAGAAGCAGCCUCUCAGUUCUACCCUCUCUGAGCGGACUCCUCGGCUCUCAGCGUCAACAUUCUGGUUUAGCAAUAAUGGGUUUCAAAACAAAGCAAUUUGAUCCAAGCAGGUUGGGGAACAUACUGGUACUGUACAUUCUAGUUUAGUAAAAGACGUGCGAAGGCCGGCGAGGGCCAACAACGCAGCUUUCUUGCUACACAUAUUUCUGAUGACUCCUUGGGCUAUCUGAUUAAGUGUUUCCUUACAUUAUUUUUUAAAAACCAAAUCAUUUUUCUUUAACUAACUUCUAUUUUUUUUAAGAAAAAAAAAAAAAUAGACUGGUGGGUACUCACAGAAAAGUUGUAUAAGUCCCCCUGUUGCUAUUUUUGAUGAUAGAGAAUAAAUAGGGUUUUUGAAACCUUUGUAGUGUUUUUUCUUAAAAUUCACUCUUGGCAAUGCAAUAAAAAACAAAACAAAAACGUCACCAUAAGCCAGUGACACUCCACCGAAGCUUUUUGUCAUUAUCCUGGGAAAAGUGGCAGCUCGCAAGGACCAUUACAAAGUGCACUUAGAAAUUAGGUGGUUAAACUGUACCAAUCGUUUCCUUUGUUUUAUAAUGUCAUUUUCCAAAACUGUCCAGUCAGUCUUAUUAUUUUUAAAACUAGUUUUUCAACUCAUUAGUUCUAGGCUGUACUUUCUUGUACGCUUUAUGAUGACCACUUUAGU
This is a messenger RNA of Miniopterus natalensis, 8366 nucleotides long. The record is from RefSeq and is a predicted model, not a curated record. Lineage: Eukaryota; Metazoa; Chordata; Mammalia; Chiroptera; Miniopteridae.